Aphanomyces invadans is the source of this 1395-nucleotide messenger RNA. RefSeq names its product 2-amino-3-ketobutyrate coenzyme A ligase, variant. Gene Ontology annotation, molecular function: pyridoxal phosphate binding; glycine C-acetyltransferase activity. The record is from RefSeq and is a predicted model, not a curated record. NCBI's taxonomy places the organism in Eukaryota, Oomycota, Saprolegniomycetes, Saprolegniales, Verrucalvaceae. The transcript has 3 exons. The coding region runs from base 42 to 1016 and encodes 324 amino acids. Gene Ontology annotation, biological process: biosynthetic process; L-threonine catabolic process.
GCCAGGUGGGCCAAACCAUCACGGGACCUGACGGCGCUACAAUGAGCAACAACUUGACGGGCCGCUUGACAAAGGAACUUGCGGACAUCGAAGCCGCGGGAACAUUCAAGAAGGAGCGCGUGAUCACGUCGGCGCAGGGACCUACGAUCACUGUCGCCGCGCAGCCCGUGCUGAACUUUUGCGCGAACAAUUACUUGGGCCUGGCCAACCACCCCGAAGUCGUCGAAGCUGCCAAAGCAACGUUGGACUCGCAUGGAUUUGGUCUCAGUUCGGUGCGAUUCAUCUGCGGGACGCAAGACAUCCAUAAAGAAUUGGAGCGCAAGAUUUCCGAGUUCCACGGGACCGACGACACGAUCUUGUUUCCGUCGUGCUUUGACGCGAACGCGGGUUUGUUUGAAGCGAUCUUGAACAACGAGGACGCCGUCAUCUCGGACGAGCUCAACCACGCAUCCAUCAUUGACGGCAUCCGUCUAUGCAAGGCCGAGCGCCAUCGCUUCAAGCACAUGGACUUAGCGGAUCUCGAAGAAAAGCUCCAGGCGACACAACAUUGCCGUACGCGCCUCAUCGCAACCGACGGCGCAUUCAGCAUGGACGGCGAUGUCGCACCACUCAAAGGCAUUUGCGAUCUUGCGGACAAGUACAACGCGCAAGUAUUCAUCGACGAGUGCCACGCGACGGGCUUCUUUGGACCUACCGGUCGUGGGAGCGACGAAUACUGCGGCGUCCGUGGCCGCAUCGAUAUCAUCAACUCGACGUUGGGCAAGGCGUUGGGUGGCGGAACUGGCGGCUACACGACGGGUCGCCAAGCCGUCAUCGAUAUCCUUCGUCAACGAGCUCGGCCGUAUUUGUUUUCGAACUCGGUUGCCCCGGCUGUUGUCGGCGCAUCGCUCAAAGUCUUUGAGCUGCUGACUCGAACGUCCGAAUAUGUUGAUACGAUUCGCCGCAACACCCAUCAAUUUCGCGACGCCAUGACGAAGGCGGGAUUCACCUUGACUGGUCAACGGUGUGCACUAUGAGCCAGCUCGUGCAGGGUGCUCAUGCUUGUGAUGGGAUUUGUAGGGAUCAUCCGAUUGUGGCCGUCAUGGUGGGCGACGCCCGUCUUGCGUCCGUCUUGGCCGACGAGAUGCUCAAGCACGGAAUCUACGUCAUUGGAUUCAGUUUCCCGGUCGUGCCCAAGGGAAAAGCCCGCAUUCGCGUCCAGAUUUCGGCCGCACACACCACGGACGACGUCAACUGCUGCGUGGAAGCGUUCAUUGCAUCGGCUAGAGCUCUGAACCUUCUUCCUUGAGAGGCGCAGAGAUCAUUUUGUCCAAUUAACGGUGUUUCCACGUUUUGAGCCAAUUACUGUUGUUCAAAAGACGACAAUUAGUGUCGUUGAUGCAUAUUUUUAGCCAA